CACACACACACACACACAGGAUGGGGAGGGACUGAUCCACACACCAUAAGUUGGGUCAGACUGGCUUCUGUCAGCACAUCACCGCCCACCAGUCGGGUUCCAGUCGUGUCCACUGAGAAGCGUGGCUCCUUGACCAUCAUGCUGCUGCAGAAUCGACUCUCUGGGCAGUGGGCUAUCUCUUCCCAAACCCCACGGCUCUGAAGUUACCUCCGUUCAGGUGGAAGAGCUCGAACUGCCAUGACCUCUAAGGUCGAGUCGAAAUGCUCUGAGGUGCUGGGGAAGAGGAGACCCAGUCCAGCGGGCCAGCUCCCACCGCCGGCCACCGCCAGCAAGCCGCUGACGCCCUUCGGCAUCGAGGACAUCCUCAGCAAGCCGUGUGCGAAGAGGAGCCGGCCGCUCCCGUCGUCUCGGCGGGAGAGCGGCCCGUCCGACCGGCCGCCGCCGGGCCUGAGCUCCCCGCUGUGCGCGCUGGAGGAGCUGGCCAGCAAAACCUUCCGGGGCAUGGAGGUCAGCGUUCUGCAGGCUGCAGAGGGCCGGGUCGGUCAGGGCCUUUUCGGACAGAGGAACGCGCCUAAGAAGCGCCGAAAGUCCCGGACGGCCUUCACCAACCACCAGAUCUACGAGCUGGAGCAGCGCUUCCUGUACCAGAAGUAUCUGAGUCCGGCGGACCGGGACCAGCUGGCCCGGCGCCUGAGCCUGACCAACGCGCAGGUCAUCACCUGGUUCCAGAACAGGCGGGCCAAGCUCAAGCGGGACCUGGAGGAGAUGAAGGCCGACGUGCAGUCCGCCAGAGCCGCCGGAGCCGCCGGAGCCGCGGCCCUCCAGAAGCUCUCCAAGCUGGCGGAGCUGGAGACGCGCGCGGCGGGGAGUCUGGGCCUGGUGGCGCGCUCUGCGCCGAACCGGGCCGGAGGACCGGAGCGGAGGCUCGGCAGGACUGAGGGAGAUCUCAGCAGGCCGCAUGCGGCUCCAACUCUCCCUUCCCCCAAGCAGCCGCGGGACAGAGACGCACCGAUCAGCAGGUACGGUUCGGAGGAUGAUGAAGAAGAGGAGGAGGAGGAGGGGGAGGAAGAGGAAGAGGAGAUCGAUGUGGGUGACUGAAGCAUCCCACGUAGCGUGGAGUGACUGUUUUCCUACUUUAAUUCAGUCGCACUAGUGAACAUGGUUGAGUGAAUAUGAAGGUAUUUUUUUGGUGCCAAAGUGGCCUGGAA
Molecule: messenger RNA, 1208 nt
Organism: Poeciliopsis prolifica (blackstripe livebearer)
Lineage: Eukaryota; Metazoa; Chordata; Actinopteri; Cyprinodontiformes; Poeciliidae
Gene: lbx1a
Product: ladybird homeobox 1a
Exons: 2
Coding region: 238-1098 (286 amino acids)
Biological process (GO): regulation of DNA-templated transcription
Molecular function (GO): DNA-binding transcription factor activity, RNA polymerase II-specific; DNA binding
Source: RefSeq, a predicted model, not a curated record